Molecule: messenger RNA, 1554 nt
Organism: Hirsutella rhossiliensis
Lineage: Eukaryota; Fungi; Ascomycota; Sordariomycetes; Hypocreales; Ophiocordycipitaceae
Product: beta-lactamase domain-containing protein
Exons: 2
Coding region: 1-1554 (517 amino acids)
Source: RefSeq, a predicted model, not a curated record
AUGGCACUCAUCCACUCUCCCAUGCUUCGGUUCUCCGACGACUUCUCUGCCCAGAUAAAAGAGCUCAUCGAGGAAUGCCAUGUGCCAGGACUUGCCUUGGCCGUUGUGCAAGGCGACGAGGUCGCCUCAGCUGGCUUCGGGAAGGCGACCCUCGAUCCACCAAGAGACUGCACCGCUGAUACGCUCUUCGACAUUGCAUCGGCUUCCAAGUCUCUCACCGCAGCCUCGGUGGCGCUUUUAGUCAACGACGAUGAAAAAUACCCCGAUGUCAAAUACGAUGCCGCCAUGUCGGCUCUUUUGCCAGACGACUUUGUCAUGCCCGGGAACGACCAUGACGACGUCACAGUCGAGGAUAUCCUGAGCCAUCGGACUGGAAUGGCGGCUCACGACACCUCAUACAUGAGCUGUGGCGCGCCCCAGCCAGACGAUGCGCGGUCCAUCACGAGAAACCUGCGAAACUUAGCAGUGGUAGCGCCUAAUCGAACAAAGUAUAUUUACUGCAACAUGAUGUAUACCGUGGCCAGUUAUCUCGUGGAGCGCAAAAGUGGGCUUGAUUUUCCGAGCUUCCUCGAGGAAAACUUCUUCAGACCUCUGUCUAUGGACUCGACCAACCUCCACCCAAGGCGCGCCAUUGACAAAGGCCUGGGCGAACGCAUCGCCGCUGGAUACGUUUGGGAUGAAGAGGGUGGCAAAUACAACGAAACCCCAUGGAGCGACAGCUUUGAGGCGCAGGGUGCCGGAUGUAUCAUCACGAGUGUAAACGACUACAUCAAAUGGGUCCAAGCGAUGGUGAAGCGAGAGGGGCCGAUAACGGAAGAUGUUUUUCGCGGGCUCACUGAGAAGCGGAUGCGACAAGACCAGUCGGGGAAUCAGGAGGAGAAUGAAGGAAUCGUGGAAGGCGCACCGGGGCCCCCCGCGUCUUCCCUGUACUACGCCGCUGGAUGGGAGGUUCGAGAAUAUCGCGGACACACGAUAGUUUCCCACGACGGGUCAGAAGACGGCUUCCGAUCAAAUCACUUCUUCCUACCGCAGAUCCAGUUUGGAGGUGUCAUCGUCGGCAACUCGGAUCGCGCAGCCGAGGUUGUGGAUAUUCUUACCGAGAAAUUGAUCAACAACGUGCUGCAGGUGGAAUCCGAGUCGGAGUCGACGUCGACGUCGGAAUCAGGAUCCGAGGCUGAAAGUGAUGGUAAAAGCUUGAGUCUAGAAGAUGAAUUGCGACAGGAGCUUUGCCCCGGCAUCGAUGGGACCCAGCCGCGGACCAGGCCCCUCAGCGACUACACGGGCAAAUACCGGAAUACUGGCUAUCGGACCAUCGAGAUUGGGGACAAGGACGGGGAGCUCUACGUCGACGCCACGGAUCGGUCCAUGGGCUACACCAUGACUUUCAACCACGUCUGUGACCAGACCAAGUUUAUCGCCUAUAUGAGCGAGAAAUUUGUCAAAGGCGAUUCCCCCGUCAAGGCCGAGUUCGUUUUCGAUGGUGAGAGGGCUGUCAAGGUUGGGAUUUGUUUGGAAGAAAGCCUCAAAGACUAUAUUUGGUUUGAGCGAGUGUGA